GCUUCUAAAAUUUUUCUUAAAAAUGGAUCGCUGGGUGGAUAAAGUGGCAAUAGUGACAGGUGCAAGUUCUGGAAUAGGCCAAUCAAUUGCCAAAAUUUUGAUUAAAAAAGGUGUCAAGGUCGUCGGAUUGGCUAGAAAUUUAGAAAAAAUGAAGGAAAUUGACAAACUUUUCAGAAAAUGCGUUUUUUCCCCAAUUAAAUGUGAUCUUACGAAAGAAGAUGAUAUUUUGAAAGCCUUCGAUUGGACAAAAAUACAACUAGGUGGUGUUGAUAUUCUAAUCAAUUGUGCUGGAGUUCUUUCAAUUGGUCCAAUUAUUGAAAGUUCGACUGAAGACUAUAGGAAAAUUUUGGAUGUAAAUGUAAUUGCAGCAGCUAUUUGUACAAGAGAAGCUGUAAAAAUAAUGAAAGAAAAAAAUGUAGCUGGACAUAUUAUUAACAUUAACAGCACUUUGGGAAAAAAUAUUCCUUCUCCAGAGCUGUUUUAUAAUUUACUUAGUCCCGGUAAGUUUGCCUUAACUGCCAUGACUCAAGUCAUUGAAUCAGAAUUAGAAAACAUUCAAAGCAGCAUAAAAAUUACAAGUAUACAUCCGGGAUUAGUAAAAACUGAAAUGGCACCAAGUAGAGUUUACGAAAAUUCUCCUUACGUUAAUCCUGAAGAUAUUGCAGAUGGUGUAAUUUAUGCAUUGUCAACACCUUCACAUGUCCAAGUUGAAAUUUUUCUAUUUCAAGAUCGAAAUCAUGAUUUUGGUCAAAAUCUUGAUUCAGAUCUAGGCCGAGAUCUUGAUCCAUGUUUAAAUCCCGAUUCUGAUCAAGGUCCAGAACCAGAUCCAGAUCCAGAUCCUGAUCCCGAUCCAGGUCCUAAUACUGAUUCAGAUCCAGAUUGA
Messenger RNA from Belonocnema kinseyi, 883 nucleotides. Its product is annotated as farnesol dehydrogenase-like. The transcript is spliced from 5 exons. The record is from RefSeq and is a predicted model, not a curated record. Lineage: Eukaryota; Metazoa; Arthropoda; Insecta; Hymenoptera; Cynipidae. Bases 23 to 883 code for a protein of 286 amino acids.